AUGGGGAAGGGCAUGGAAUGGCUUAAGGAUAUCUGUUCGGAGGCAAAGAAGGUCGCCCAGAGGUCAAGCACACGCCCCUCCGCCACAGCCGCGUCGACUUCUAAGCGACUAGUCGAGCCUCACGUCUCAAAUCAGCUUUGGCGGAAGUGCAGAGCUGCGGGGGUGAAAGCGUUCACGCUACCCGAGAAACCUUGGGUCUCUGCUCUCGCCGUAGACGUCGUGACGGACGCAGCCUGUUGCCUUGGAGCCAGCGAGACGCGGCUCGGCCUCUCCCGCUGUGGCGACAGUCCGCCACGGGCCGCAAUCACCAUGUCAGUGUUGGACGCUCUUUGGGAGGACCGGGACGUCCGCUUCGACGUGUCCUCACAACAAAUGAAAACAAGACCUGGAGAAGUCCUUAUUGACUGUUUAGAUUCAAUUGAAGAUACCAAAGGAAAUAAUGGGGAUAGAGGUAGACUCUUAGUAACAAAUUUAAGAAUCAUCUGGCAUUCUUUGGCAUUACCCAGAGUCAAUCUUUCUGUUGGUUACAACUGCAUAUUGAAUAUUACAACAAGGACUGCUAACUCUAAAUUACGAGGCCAAACUGAAGCUCUUUAUAUCCUAACAAAAUGUAACAGUACUCGUUUUGAAUUUAUAUUUACAAAUGUGGUUCCUGGAAGUCCUAGACUUUUUACUUCUGUGAUUGCAGUACACAGAGCAUAUGAAACAUCUAAAAUGUAUCGUGAUUUUAAAUUGAGAAGUGCGUUAAUUCAAAACAAGCAACUGAGAUUAUUACCACAAGAACAUGUAUAUGAUAAAAUCAAUGGAGUAUGGAAUUUAUCCAGUGAUCAGGGAAAUUUGGGAACUUUUUUUAUUACCAAUGUAAGAAUUGUGUGGCAUGCAAAUAUGAAUGACAGUUUUAAUGUCAGUAUACCAUAUCUGCAAAUUCGUUCAAUAAAGAUCAGAGAUUCAAAAUUUGGUUUAGCUCUUGUCAUAGAAAGCUCUCAGCAGAGUGGAGGAUAUGUUCUUGGCUUUAAAAUAGAUCCUGUGGAAAAACUACAAGAAUCAGUUAAGGAAAUCAAUUCACUUCACAAAGUCUAUUCUGCCAGUCCUAUAUUUGGAGUGGAUUAUGAGAUGGAAGAAAAGCCACAGCCCCUUGAAGCUCUGACAGUUGAACAAAUUCAGGAUGACGUAGAAAUAGACUCCGAUAAUCACACAGACGCUUUCGUGGCUUAUUUUGCUGAUGGCAACAAGCAACAAGAUCGUGAACCUGUAUUUUCAGAAGAACUGGGGCUUGCAAUAGAGAAAUUGAAGGAUGGAAUCACCCUACAGGGACUUUGGGAAGUAAUGAGUUGAUCUUGAGUUGAACUGGAUUUCUAAUUAAAGAUAUCUCAAGAUUAAAGAUACUAGUUGCCUGGUUUAAGGAACAGUAUAGUUUUUAUAUUUACAGAACAAGCUUUAAGAAAGAGUUUCUUAAUGAUUGAAGGGAAAACUCAUUUAUCUAAGAUUUUACUGCCAGUUUUCUAAAAAUUAUGUUUAAAAUUGUCAUUGAAAUGUACUAGUUUGUGAAUAUGUUUAUUUUGUAUAUAAUAUUUGUAAACUGUUAAUUUGUGGAUUCUGAAUGGCUGUAUCAUGUUGGGUUUAAUAAAGAACUUAAGUAGCACCGUUUAAUGUUUUGAAAAGUAUUAUUUCAAAGGAUAAGACUAUUCCUAUAGAAUAAUCAAAAUAGUGCUUUUCUAUUAUAAAAAUCUGGUUUAAAUAUAUUAUCACAAUAGUUCUAAAUGUGAUAAGCAAUUAAUAAAAUGCAACUAAGCAACUCUAAUCAAAAUGAUGACUUUUAAGCCUGUCAUCUUUAGGGGGACCAUUUUUGUAAAAACUAAAAAUUAUGUAAAGUUUUGGGCAGUAUUUUAUAAGUAAUUUAAAUAUAGUUUUGGCAGUAAUACAUUUAUUUUGUAAUAUGUAUUGAUUUUCUCCUUGUUUGCAUUCAUUGUAACUUCAUGAAGUUUUAAAAAAUAGGUAUUAUUUUCUGAUUUCUUAGUUAAGUUGGUGACCUCUCUGGCAUCAUUCACUGUUUUUUGUCUCUGCUUAAGUGUAAAGCAGCAUUGUAAGGAACAUUUGUCAAAUCAUUGGAAUUAGCCAAAUCAGCCUACUUUUUCUCCGGAGGGAAAGGAGUGGGCAUAUAAAAACAUCUAAAAUAAGAUGCAACUGUAUGUAUAACCAUGGACAUGUAGUACAACCCAUGGACUACCCUGGGUUUAUUAAAAAUCAAUGUAUAAAAGCUAUAAAUUGGUUUCAUCAUUUAAAUACAGAAUGAUUCCUAGAUUUUUAACGGAGGGAGUUAUAAUAAACAACCUAUGUGAGGAAAAAUUGGUUGGUUGAGAAAUUUAUUCGAGUCAGAAAUAAAAUAUACUUCCAAGAAUAUAAUUUAAAUACUACAUUUCAAGCAAAAGAAACUAUAAAAUUGCUAAGUACUAAGGAAUGAUCUCAAAUGUCAUAUCGUACUGUUUGUAUCUGACUCAUUAAUCUUUUCAAAUGUUAGGUGUAACAUGUAGAGAGAAAUGAGUCAUUUAUUGUUUAAACAAGGGAGCAGCUGGUAGUUUUUUCUAGUGUGUUAAAACCUUUAGUGGCAUCUAUAAAUGGAAAAAGAGUCAAUGAGCUCUUCUUUCAGCUGUUGUUUUAGCAGCUGACAGUACCAUUGACUUGACUGUGAUGUAAAAUAAAAGAAAAACUGUUACUCAUGGAUGGAGACCUUAAAGUUUAAAAAUAUAUAACUCCCUGGUCUGGGAGCGUUGACUCAUUUGAUAAAUAUUUAUGGAGCACUCACUAGGUGCUGGGGCUAUAACAUUGAACAAAACAGACCAAAACCAAAAUCCCUGUCUUCAUGAAACUUACGUUCUUGUGGGCAGGUUUAAGAAUACCAGCCUCUGAAAUUAUUGUGUUCCUGCAGUCCCACUGAGCUUAGGAAAUAUGACAACAUGAUUAUGUAACAACAUAUUUCAUGAAGAAUUAUACAAUGUUAUCUAUAUACAAAGAAGCCCUGGUGGCACAGCAGUUAAA
This is a messenger RNA of Loxodonta africana (African savanna elephant), 3036 nucleotides long. RefSeq names its product Bardet-Biedl syndrome 5 (gene BBS5). Bases 1 to 1335 code for a protein of 444 amino acids. The record is from RefSeq and is a predicted model, not a curated record. NCBI's taxonomy places the organism in Eukaryota, Metazoa, Chordata, Mammalia, Proboscidea, Elephantidae. The transcript has 12 exons. Gene Ontology annotation, cellular component: ciliary basal body; BBSome. Gene Ontology annotation, biological process: cilium assembly; intracellular transport. Gene Ontology annotation, molecular function: phosphatidylinositol-3-phosphate binding.